AUGAAGGAUAUGGGAGAACCGUUAACGUUUCUGGAAAAUCCAAAAGAUUGGUCGGACAUGAUGCAUAUUCCUGAGGGCGUCCCAUUCAUGACCACAAAAAUGAUUCAAAAAGCUUGUAUUGAGGUUGACGAAAAAGGCACAGAGGCUGCAGCCGUUACUGUUUUAAUGAUGGCCCCUGGAGCCGCAAUGCACAUGCCCCCGCCAGAAACUGCAAGUUUCGUUGCUGAUCAUCCUUUUAUGUUCAUGAUCAAGGAAGAGCCAUCGGGUUCAGUUUUUUUCACUGGAGCAGUAGUUAAUCCAAGGUCUAGUGAUUAG
Rhododendron vialii is the source of this 315-nucleotide messenger RNA. RefSeq names its product putative serpin-Z6A. Gene Ontology annotation, molecular function: serine-type endopeptidase inhibitor activity. The transcript has a single exon. The coding region runs from base 1 to 315 and encodes 104 amino acids. NCBI's taxonomy places the organism in Eukaryota, Viridiplantae, Streptophyta, Magnoliopsida, Ericales, Ericaceae. The record is from RefSeq and is a predicted model, not a curated record.